Magnolia sinica is the source of this 1249-nucleotide messenger RNA. RefSeq lists its product as uncharacterized. Bases 196 to 1155 code for a protein of 319 amino acids. Lineage: Eukaryota; Viridiplantae; Streptophyta; Magnoliopsida; Magnoliales; Magnoliaceae. The record is from RefSeq and is a predicted model, not a curated record. The transcript is spliced from 5 exons.
UUUGGUUUUUCUUGGUAGCGAUCCCUUUCCAAAUACUUAAUCGGUUUUCCACUUAAUCGGUUUUCCUCUCUCUCUCUCUCUCUCUCUCUCUGUUAUUAAAAAUUCAAAGCUGUAGUUGGCUGCUUCUUUCUGGAAGAAGGUUUCUCAAGUAAUUUGGGGAAGAAAUCAUUAGAUUGCGUGGAGAGUUCACUAAGGAUGUCAAAUGCAUCUGAGUUAGCUAAGCACUCCAUGAACUCUGAGCAACAUAUGAGAGAGGACAGUGAGUAUUCAAAGCUGAUCGUGACAAAUGAGCCAAGAAUAGAUGAAGUUGAUAUACAAUCUCGAGCAAACACAAGAUGUAAAUCUUUCAUCUGGUGGCUGAAGGCCUUCCUGUGCUGCAUCGUUUCGAUAGCCUUUCUUCUGAUUUUUCUUAAAUGGGGUGUCCCAUUUACUCUCCAAAAGGUUCUCAUGCCAAUCAUGCAAUGGGAAGCAACUGCUUUUGGACCACCUGUACUUGCUCUUAUACUUGUUGCUUCUUUGGCUUUGUUCCCCAUCAUCUUAAUUCCUUCUGGGCCCUCCAUGUGGCUUGCAGGGAUGAUUUUCGGAUAUGGUCUCGGGUUUUUGAUCAUCACGAUUGGGACUACCAUUGGCAUGACAUUGCCUUACUUACUUGGCUUAUUGUUUCUUGACCACAUUCAUAAUUGGUUGAAGAGAUGGCCUGAAAAAGCUGAUGUACUUAAGAUGGCUGGGCAAGGGAGCUGGUUCUAUCAAUUCCGGGUGGUUGCGCUCUUCAGGGUGUCACCAUUUCCAUAUGCAAUUUUCAACUAUGCUGUAUUGGUAACUGAUAUGAAAUUUGGUCCAUAUAUAUGUGGGUCGAUUGCCGGAAUGGUACCCGAAUCUUUCAUCUACAUAUACAGUGGGCGAUUAAUAAGGACAUUGGCAGAGGUGAAAUACGGAAAGCAUCACAUGACCACGGUGGAGAUAGUCACCGAUGUCAUCUCUUUUAUCACUGCUAUAGUUACCAUAGUUGCCUUCACUGUCUAUGCUAAGAGAAGUCUAAACAAUCUGAGAAGCAUGAGAGCAAAUGAAGAAGCUGUUGACCAUCGCGAUCCUGAAAUGGAGUAUCUUCCACUUGAAAGACCCAAGCAUCAGGGUACCUCAUCUUUCCCUCCAUAACCUGCAAUACUUAGGCAGACAUAAUAUUGUGAAGUCUUGUAGAAGAGCACUUUCUUCUUAAUAUGCUUAACACAGGGUAUUUAUUUUAUACCCC